Messenger RNA from Symbiodinium pilosum, 894 nucleotides. NCBI's taxonomy places the organism in Eukaryota, Dinophyceae, Suessiales, Symbiodiniaceae. The record is from the annotation of a GenBank genome assembly.
AUGCAGCGGCUGUGGUGUUUAUUUGAGUUGGCUGCCUUCUUGCAUAGCCGCGAAGCGGGCACCAAGACCAGGCUGACAAUUCGCCCCACGCUGUUGGGUCCCUUGUUUCUGAUUACCGUCUUUUCUUUGAUCAUUUUCAACGCUGUAACCACAUUUGCCUGGGUCCUGAUCGAGAGUUUCUGGUACUUUUGGCUGGUCGUUCUCCUGCUGUCAAGUGUGAACUUCUGGUUAACUGCUCACAUGGGUCGCGGCUACUGCAGGACCAUAGAGAGAGUGCGAGACGAGAUUGCAGAGUUCAGUGUUGACAAGUUAGUAAGCUGGUGCUGCUGUGUGGGGCAUAAAGAUCCAGCCUCCGGAGUGCGUUUGACAUGCGACCGGAAGAUCAUCUUGCAAUGUAUUCAGAUAUGGUUUGGCACGGUCAACGCCUUCGAGAAUCGAGUACAAACAGAGAUCGUGCGGAUUCUCGUGGAUCAGCUGUCGAAUCAGGUGCUUUCGUACGGACAGCUGGUCACAGUCACAGUCCCCAUAACUUGGGGGUACCUGGAUGUCGUCUUUGACCAGUUCCUGGUUGGAAACUAUGCGGAUGCCAUUCACAGCCUGAUGCGCGGAUUGACCUACGGGCUGGCCAUGUCUCCAUCCCUCAUAUUGCUUUUGUUCCGGCUGGCGUACUACUUGCGGAGGAAGCGCAGCUCGCAUUUGCUAGACUUGCUCAUGUCAUCGCUUGUCAUCCUUUGUGGUCUUUGCCUUUUUGUGGGCUUCGUGGCCUUGGAUCUGUCGACCUUCAAUGUAUUUCUACCAGGAGCUCCAAUCGCCGCCGGGAUGAUAUUUUGUGUGCCGACAGUCACCGCAGCACUACUAGUUUGGAGAGUCGUGCCCAAGACCAAGCUGCUCUAG